Messenger RNA from Hippoglossus stenolepis (Pacific halibut), 4522 nucleotides. RefSeq names its product importin 8 (gene ipo8). NCBI's taxonomy places the organism in Eukaryota, Metazoa, Chordata, Actinopteri, Pleuronectiformes, Pleuronectidae. Gene Ontology annotation, molecular function: small GTPase binding. The transcript is spliced from 27 exons. The record is from RefSeq and is a predicted model, not a curated record. Bases 156 to 3296 code for a protein of 1046 amino acids. Gene Ontology annotation, cellular component: cytosol; nuclear envelope. Gene Ontology annotation, biological process: protein import into nucleus.
UUGAAUGCAGUAGCCGGAAGUCGUAUUUGUAAUUGUCGUAGGUUUAAUCGUUCGAGCCACAUUAGGUGCAGACUCUCACGCUUGGCUAAAUUGAGGACUCAAACGUAAGAUCGCGGUACAUAAAUGAGAUAGCAAAACACUGAGGAAACCGUAGGAUGGAUCCUAACCGGAUAAUGCAGGCUCUCAAAGGGACUAUCGACCCUAAUCUGAGAAUAGCGGCGGAAAAUGAACUCAAUCAGUCUUACAAGAUCAUCAACUUUGCACCAACCCUGCUUCAGAUCAUUGUAUCAGAGCAGGUGGAGUUUCCUGUUCGCCAUGCAGCGGCCAUCUACCUGAAGAACAUGGUGAGUCAGUACUGGCAGGACAGGGAGCCAUCUCUCGGGGAAGUCAUCUUUCCCUUCAAUAUCCACGAGAAUGACCGGCAGCAGAUCAGAGAUCACAUAGUGGAGGGCAUCAUCCGCUGUCCAGAGUCCAUACGUGCCCAGCUGACCAUGUGUUUGCGAGCCAUCAUCAAGCAUGACUUCCCCGGCCGCUGGACAGCCAUUGUGGACAAGAUCGACAUGAACCUGCAGUCUCUGAACAGCGGCAGUUGGUAUGGCAGCCUGCUGGCUCUCUACCAACUGGUCAAAACCUAUGAGUACAGAAAGGCUGAUGAGAGGGAGCCUUUGCUAGCAGCCAUGCAAAUCUUUCUGCCGAGGAUCCAGCUGCUCAUCAGCCAGCUGCUGUCUGAUGCCACCAUCUUCUCUGUCCUCAUCCAGAAGCAGAUACUCAAGAUCUUCCAUGCUCUUGUACAGUACUCGUUGCCUCUCCAGCUGAUAAACAACACGGUGAUGACUCAGUGGAUGGAAAUCCUCAGAGCCAUAAUGGACCGAGACGUCCCUGCUGAGACUUUGGAGGUUGAUGAGGAUGACCGUCCUGAACUGGCAUGGUGGAAGUGCAAGAAGUGGUCGUUGCGCAUCAUCACCAGACUGUUUGAGCGAUAUGGAAGUCCUGGCAAUGUGACGAAGGAGUACGGCGAGUUUGCUGACUUUUUUCUAAAGACAUAUGCAGUUGGCAUACAACAGGUUCUGCUGAAAGUGGUUGACCAGCACCGACAGAAGCAGUACAUUACUCCUCGUGUCCUGCAGCAAUGUCUCAACUACCUCAACCAGGGCCUGUCACACUCCCUGACCUGGAAACAGAUGAAGCCACACAUGCAGACCAUAUGCCAAGAGGUCAUCUUCCCUCUGAUGUGUUACAAAGAUGAGGAUGAGAAGCUCUGGCAGGAAGACCCCUAUGAGUACAUCCGCAUGAAGUUCAACCUAUAUGAUGACCAUGCCCUCCCAGCUACCGCUGCUCAGAGCUUCUUGUGUAAAGCUGCCCGCAAACGUAAGGAGGUUCUUCCUCAGAUGAUGGAGUUCUGCCACCAGAUACUGAUGGACCCUUCUGCAAACCCCCGCAGUAAGGAUGGAGCACUGCACUGCAUCGGUGCUCUGGCUGAGCUUAUACUGAGGAAGCGGAUGUACAGGGAGAAGAUGGAGCUGAUACUACAAAACUAUGUUUUUCCUUUGCUCAACUCUCCCAUGGGUUACCUGCGAGCCAGAUCCUGUUGGGUGCUCCAUUCAGUCAAUUCAUGCUGGGUGCUCCACUCUUUCAGCCCACUAAGUUUCCAGGAUGAGCUGGUUCUGAGGAAUGCUGUUGAGUUAGUAAAACAGGAUCUGAUCGAUGACAAAGAGAUGCCGGUCAAGGUGGAGGCUGCCAUUGCUCUGCAGACAUUGGUCAGCAACCAGGAGCAAGCCAAGCUGUACAUCAGGCCAUACAUCCAGCCAGUCAUGCAGGAGCUGCUGCAUGUGGUGAAAGAGACAGAGAAUGAUGACUUGACCAAUGUCAUUCAGAAGAUGAUCUGUGAGUACAACCAGGAGGUUGCGGCCAUUGCUGUGGAUAUGACACAGAACCUGGCAGAUAUCUUCACCAGGGUUCUUCAGAGUGAGGAGUAUGAGGAGAACGAAGACAAGACUGUCAUGGCCCUUGGCCUCCUUAGCACCAUCGACACCAUACUCACUGUCAUGGAGGACCACAAAGAGAUCACUCAGCAGCUGGAAGGGAUCUGUUUGCAGGUGAUCGGCCUGGUCUUGCAGAAGCCCAUCAUAGGUAUGGCAGAGUUCUAUGAGGAGAUCCUCUCUCUGGCAUUUGGCCUCACCUGUCAGACCAUUUCUCCCCAGAUGUGGCAGCUACUUGGCAUCUUGUACGAGGUCUUCCAGCAUGACUGCUUCGAUUACUUCACAGAUAUGAUGCCUCUUUUGCACAACUACAUCACUGUGGAUACAGACAUGCUCUUGUCUAACCCAAAACACUUAGAGGUCAUUUACAGCAUGUGCAAAAAGGUGCUGACCAUAGAUGCAGGUGAGGAUGCAGAGUGUCAUGCUGCCAAACUGUUGGAGGUCAUCAUACUGCAGUGCAGAGGCAGAGGCAUCGACCAGUGCAUCCCUCUGUUUGUGGAGGCAGUGCUGGAGCGUUUGAUGAGAGGGGUGAAAUCCAGUGAACUGAGAACCAUGUGCCUUCAGGUGGCCAUCGCUGCUCUUUACUACAAUCCAGUGCUGCUCAUACACACUCUGGACAACAUGCACUUCCCACACAACCCGCAGCCCAUUACUGCACACUUCAUCAACCAGUGGAUGAAUGACACAGAGUUCUUUCUGGGGGUCCAUGGUUCCCUCUACUUCUUCUUUGUUCGGUUUAUUGGCGGGUGGCAACCAACGUCAAGGCUUCAUGACCGGAAGAUAUGUAUCAUCGGCCUGAGUGUGCUGAUGGAGCUGCCCAGCCGACCAGCAGUGCUUGAUGGUGUUGCUGCCCAGAUCAUCCCCUCCAUCCUGCUCCUUUUCCUGGGUCUCAAGCACCUUCACACCUCUCGCCUCAUCAACAAACCAGAUGUGCUGGCCCACACAGGGCCCCAAGAUGAAGACCAGAAUGAGGAGAUUCCCAGUGAUGAAGAUGAGGUGAAUGAGAACUGGAAUGCCAUGCAGCAGCAGUCCGGCACAGUGACAGGCCAUGGCAGUGAGGAUGAUGAUGAAGAUGAAUACUGGGAUGAGGACUGCUUUGAGGGUACACCCCUAGAAGAAUACAGCACACCACUCGACUACGACAAUGGAGAGGACGAGUAUCAGUUCUUUACCUCCGCACUGCUUGGGGUGCAGAACAGUGAUGCAGCCUGGUACCAGAGUCUGACUGGUCCACUCAGUGAUGACCAGAAGAAACAGCUGCAGGAGAUAUACAGCAUCUCACAGCAGCGUAGGAGCACUGCCACAAAGGGCCAAUGAGUGCUGAUGAGACAGAUGAACUGCAGAAUCAGUGAAGGGGGCCGAAGAAAGAGAGCAGCUGGUCUGACCUAACUUGAAUUUAAUUUCAGUCUUUUCUGAAUGAUAUCAGUCCAGAUAAGAUCAUACCUUAAUGGAUCCCACCAAAACCAGGUUCCAGAUGGCAAUCAGAAUUGGAUGAAUACCAGGGGUUGGAUUGGCAUUAUAGCAGUUUGAGUCCUAGUGCACUGUAUAGAACCACAUCCACUACUGGAAUAUUUCAAUGACUAGAACAGGACUGCUAUCCUGCGUGUGUGUGCGUGUGUGCACGCAGAUUUCAGUGAAAGAUUUGCAUUAUAAUUAUAAAUGUCUUUGACCAGCAUUUAUGUUCUUGAACAGUGCAGUCCUUUGAUCCAAGUAAUUUGUGUGUGCGUGUGUGGGUCCGAGAAACUGUAAAAAAUAAAACCUCAACAUGUGCAUUUGUAUGUACUGUAAGCACUUGUUUCAAUCUCUCUGUAUCUGAAAACUUUUUAUCAUCUCAUGAGGUGAGGGCCUAUCCAGAAAAAAAAGAGCCUGAUUUCUGUCGGGGGGGGCCUUGUGUACAGAUUGCAGACAAUUGAGAAGAAUGAGGUCCAAGACUUGUGGCCACCAACUAUGACCACAGACAAAUUAAAUGUAAAAUGGGAGGGAUGUCUAGGAAGAAGCAGUUUUUAGUUUUUCUUUUCGACCCUGGUUUUUGUUUUGUAACACUUUUCAGAGCUAAUUUAAGAAACAAAAGAAUAAUGUAUCAUUUCCUGUGUUAUUCUUGUUAUUCCAUCCUUCUUUUCCUACCUUAAUUAAAUAUCUUUGAUGUUUCCCCAAGAAGCAUUGUGUCUAAAUACAGUCUCACAAAGCCACUAAUAUGGCUGUUCAAAUAAGUCUUGUUUGAUAAAAAAUAAACACAAAGAACAGCUGAGCCUGAUGUCAUUGUUAUUAGUCUUGCAGGGAAACAUAAAAACUACAACUAUUCACUAUUUGUCAUGAACAUUUUUAUAGACAAAGAAUAUAUUAAGUAUUUUUAGCAACAAUGUUAUUAUUGCUAGCUGUAGAUUGCUACAUUUCAGAGACUCAAGCUGUUUGUUUACUGGGUUGCAAUUGCAGCUGAUAUAUUGCAGAGCAAAUGUCUGUUUUUGCUGGUCUGAUAUUGAACCACUUUUGUUAAUGUACAGCUCUUUAAAAAUCUGAAACAUAAUAAAUUUGUUUUUUGUCCA